AUGGCCAUAAUCCGAGCCAGAUCUCCUAGCCCGGGAUCAGAGUUCAUCCAGUCAGUGCCAGCGACGUUGGACGAGUGGGAAAGCAGUUCGAUUUGGGUCGAGUCGACGACGACGGCGACGGUGCCAGUAUGGACAUCACCAUCAUCCUGGACGCCGUCUUCGAGCGCUUGGGACGAGUGGGCCACGACGAGCACCACAUGGGAGCAGCCUGUCGCGACGACGACGCCAUGUACGACCACCACGCUUAUAACAACCCCAUGCUGUACCACGUCGCCUGAACCAGGCAUCACGACUGGCUCUUCUGAGACCGUCAUUGUGCACCACGACGGGGGCGGCCUGGCGCCUGGCGUCGUGGGCGGCAUCGUCAUCGGCGCUUUCUUUGGCGUGUUCCUGCUCUUCCUUUUGUGCGUUUUCUGCUUCCGAGCCCGGCAGCGCAACGCGUACUAUGCCGACGACGAGUCGUCAGAGGAUAGCCGCCAUCGUCGCCGGCGGCCGCGACCGGUCGAUCCCUACGGAGGCCGAGGGAUGACCUUUGUGGGCGGCGGCAAUCAGCGAGAGACGAAGGUCGUCAUCACGAAGAGCCAGCGCGUCUUUGUCCGGCCUCCGCCUGCGAAGAGGGAAAGAAUCAGGACUUACCGCAGAGAGAAACUGGUGGUGGAGGAAGACGACGACUAG
This is a messenger RNA of Exophiala spinifera, 675 nucleotides long. RefSeq lists its product as uncharacterized. Lineage: Eukaryota; Fungi; Ascomycota; Eurotiomycetes; Chaetothyriales; Herpotrichiellaceae. The record is from RefSeq and is a predicted model, not a curated record. The transcript has a single exon. The coding region runs from base 1 to 675 and encodes 224 amino acids.